Raphanus sativus (radish) is the source of this 1763-nucleotide messenger RNA. RefSeq lists its product as uncharacterized. NCBI's taxonomy places the organism in Eukaryota, Viridiplantae, Streptophyta, Magnoliopsida, Brassicales, Brassicaceae. The coding region runs from base 183 to 1763 and encodes 526 amino acids. The record is from RefSeq and is a predicted model, not a curated record. The transcript has 9 exons.
UCUUCUCUCUGUCGAGAUCCAUCGUUUCUCUCCUCCGGAUCCAUCGUCGUCGUCGUCAUCGAGAGUUGUCGUGGUCGUCAUCGAAAGUCGUCGCCAUCGUUCCGUUGAGAGAUCUCCGACGAGCUAACACACGGAUUCUCUCUCUCACACGAUCGCCUAAGCCGACGAGCUAUUCAUCGGAAAUGUCGACUCCAAAUUCACAAUUUUUAGAUAGCAAUGACUUUUGCACAAAUUUGAGUUUGCCUCCUAGGAUUUAUGGAGCUGGAACAGAACCACCAGACAUUCCCAAAAUGGUCAUCCAACAUUCGAGCAUUGAUUACGUUUCUGAGGUUGCACAAAUCUUGGGAAAGGAAGAGUUUGAUCAAAUAGAGAACUCACACCUAGGAAGCAUCGUGAAGCUGGCAAGAAGGAGUAGCGUUGUGUUUUCUGAGAAUCUAUUCCAUUUCAUAAUGCAGAGAAGAGUAUUGACCAAAGGGAAGGAUCUCUGGUUCACAUUUUGCGAUCAACUUAUGAGGUUUUCCAUGAGGGAAUUUUAUCUGACUACAGGUCUAGCGUGUGAGGAAGAUACAACACCAAGAGAGCCUCUGUUCCCAAACAAGAAGAAACCCUACUUUUGGAUGUUGAGCAAAGGCGAUAAGUACACCGUAAGGAACUUAUAUGAUCUGCUCAAAAAGAGAGCAAGAACAAUGACAAGGCUUGAAAGGCUCUCUAUGGGAGUAGCAAUAAUCACAGAAGGGGUCAUUCUUGCAGGACACCCGAGCUCUCUAAUCCCAAAGGAAAGGUUACUGUGUUAUAAGAACUACGAUACCUUUUCCAGGUUGCCUUGGGGUAAACUAGCGUACAAAAUUUUGUCAAAGAGUAUUAAGCGUUUGAAUACAAGUUGGUGGACAGGAGAUAGUUACAAAGUGAGAGGUUUUGUGCUAGCCAUAAAUUUGUGGGCUAUGUCAUCAGUGCCUAUUCUUGGUAAAGCUUUUGGAAAGCCAUGCGAGGUAACCACUUCCUCAGAUCCAUUAUGUCUACAUUGGGAUUCAACAAGGGCUCCCACAAUAACCGAAGUGUUGGAAGUGGAGAAGAAAAGCAAUGGUGUGGUUACUACAGUGAUAGGAUUAUGUGAGAAUUUCAACCAUUUGGUUAACCCAACACUUGAUGAUGAUAAGGACUUCGACAGUGUUGUAAAACUUGUUGAACAAGGAUACAAACUGAGGAAAAGCGAUUGGGAACAAGGUUUUGUAAAUGUUUUUCUUACAGCAGAAGACAUUGGUCACCAAAGAGGAAAUGAAGACAAAGAUGUUCAGCAAAAAUCUAAGGAGCAAGCACAAGAUGAAGAAGAACAACAACUGGAAGCUGAGGCUGAAGUGGGCGAAGGUGAUAAAGAAAGAGAAACUUCAAAAGCCAAUGAAUUGUGGAAGAAGAAGAUGAACAAAUGGAAGCUGAUACAGAAGUGGAGGAGCCUGUGCAAGUUGAAAGGCAGAAACGAGGAAGAGAAAAUAAGGAGCAAGCACAAGAUGAAGAAGAACAACAACUGGAAGUUGAGGCUGAAGUGGGCGAAGGGGCAUACAGUUGUGGAAGAAGAAGAUGAACAAAUGGAAGCUGAUACAGAAGUGAGGAGCCUGUGCAAGUUGAAAGGCAGAAACGAGGAAGAGGAAAUAAGGAGCAAGCACAAGAUGAAGAAGAACAACAACUGGAAGCUGAGGCUGAAGUGGGCGAAGGGCAUACAGUUGUGGAAGAAGAAGAUGAGCAAAUGGAAGCUAAUACAGAAGUGA